Lactuca sativa (garden lettuce) is the source of this 2953-nucleotide messenger RNA. RefSeq names its product Signal transduction histidine kinase, hybrid-type, ethylene sensor (gene ETR1). Gene Ontology annotation, biological process: phosphorelay signal transduction system; response to ethylene; phosphorylation. The record is from RefSeq and is a predicted model, not a curated record. Gene Ontology annotation, cellular component: endoplasmic reticulum membrane; endoplasmic reticulum. Gene Ontology annotation, molecular function: ethylene binding; protein binding; ethylene receptor activity. NCBI's taxonomy places the organism in Eukaryota, Viridiplantae, Streptophyta, Magnoliopsida, Asterales, Asteraceae.
UGCGAGAAUUUGGGCUCCGGAAAACAGUAUGAAGAUAUGAUUAGUUGAAUGAAAGCCCAUCAUCAUCGUCAUCGUCAUAAUCAGUCCAACAGUUUUCUCUCUCUUCUCCCCAAGAGAGAGUCUCUCUCUCUCUCUCUCUCUCUCUCUCUCUCUCUCUCUCUCUCUCUAAAAUCGGCUUUAUACCACCGCUUCCCCUAAAGUCGUCUUCACUCAACUGUAUCCCGCUGAUUGCUACAACCAAUUGUUCUUUGAUCGAUUUCACAUUCGUACAUAUCCAUAACCGAGAUUUUAUGGUAGCUGAUUGCUUCAACCUCAGCUAAUAUUUUAAUGAUAUUGACGAGCCUUACUCCAUAAGAUGCUGUAAUUAGUGUACGCUUGGAGAGUCGAGAGGUGGUUGGUUCAUCAAUAAUGGACUCUUGCAAUUGCAUUGAGCCACAAUGGCCAGCUGAUGAACUUCUGAUGAAAUAUCAGUACAUAUCAGAUUUCUUCAUUGCACUUGCUUAUUUCUCAAUCCCAUUGGAGUUAAUAUAUUUCGUUAAAAAAUCAGCAGUUUUCCCCUAUCGAUGGGUUCUUGUUCAAUUUGGUGCUUUCAUUGUUCUAUGUGGAGCCACACAUCUUAUUAACUUAUGGACCUUCAAUGCACAUACAAGAACAGUCGCCAUUGUUAUGACCACUGCAAAGGUGUUAACAGCUGCAGUCUCAUGUGCAACUGCACUCAUGUUAGUCCACAUAAUCCCUGAUCUACUCAGUGUCAAAACCCGAGAAUUAUUUCUAAAAAAUAAAGCUGCACAGCUGGAUCGUGAAAUGGGUAUCAUUCGAACACAAGAAGAAACAGGCAGACAUGUUAGAAUGCUAACUCAUGAAAUCAGAAGCACUCUUAACAGACAUACAAUAUUAAAAACUACACUUGUGGAAUUAGGAAGAACAUUGGGGUUAGAAGAAUGUGCUCUUUGGAUGCCAACACGCAGUGGUUUAGAGCUUCAACUUUCUUAUACCCUUCGCCAUCAAAACCCUGUAGGGUUUACAGUUCCAAUUCAAUCUCCUGCAAUUAAUCAAGUUUUUAGUACUAAUCGUGCUGUUAAAAUAUCUCCAACUAGUCCUGUUGCUAGAUUACGCCCUGCUUCUGGUAAAUAUAUGCUUGGGGAGGUUGUUGCUGUGCGGGUCCCACUUCUACAUCUUAACAAUUUCCAAAUCUAUGAUUGGCCUGAACUUUCAACAAAACGUUAUGCUCUAAUGGUUUUGAUGCUUCCUUCUGAUAGUGCUAGACAAUGGCAUGUUCAUGAACUUGAACUUGUUGAAGUAGUUGCUGAUCAGGUUGCUGUUGCUCUUUCACAUGCUGCAAUCUUGGAAGAGUCAAUGAGGGCUAGAGACUUGCUUAUGGAGCAAAAUGUAGCACUUGAUCUUGCAAGAAGAGAAGCUGAAACAGCUGUUCGUGCACGUAAUGAUUUUCUUGCAGUUAUGAAUCAUGAAAUGAGAACUCCAAUGCAUGCAAUUAUUGCACUUUCUUCAUUACUUCAAGAAACCGAUUUGACACCAGAACAACGCCUCAUGGUUGAAACCAUUUUAAAAAGCAGUAAUUUACUUGCCACACUCAUAAAUGAUGUAUUAGAUCUUUCAAGGCUGGAAGAUGGUAGUCUUGAACUUGAUACCACAACUUUCAACCUUCAUGCUCUCUUCAAGGAGGUUUUAAAUCUGAUCAGGCCUGUUGCAUCAGUCAAAAGGUUGUUUGUGACACUGAGCCUUUCAUCAGAUUUACCAGAAUAUGCUGUUGGUGAUGAAAAGAGACUUAUGCAAAUAAUUCUAAACAUAAUUGGAAAUGCUGUGAAAUUCUCAAAAGAAGGCAGCAUUUCAAUUUCCGCCAUCAUGGCAAAACCAGAUUCUUUAAGGGAUCCACGAGCUCCCGACUUUUUUCCCCUUCUUAGUGACAAUAAUUUCUUUUUACGCGUUCAGGUGAAAGACACAGGAAUGGGAAUCAGCCAACAAGACAUGCCAAAGCUCUUCACCAAAUUUGCAGAAAGCCAAUCACCCGCAACUAGAAAUCCAGGUGGCAGUGGUCUCGGCCUUGCCAUCUGUAAAAGAUUUGUGAAUCUUAUGGAAGGUAAUAUAUGGAUAGAAAGUGAAGGCCUUGGCAAGGGGUCCACUGCAAUCUUUUUUGUGAAACUCGGGUUCCCAAGUCGCUUAAACGGGUCCCGCCUCCCUCACAUGCGAGUGCCCGCAAAACUCGGGCAGACAAAAUUUCCGGGACUAAAAGUUGUAGUUGUGGAUGAUAACGGGGUUAGCAGAACAGCAACGAAGGGGCUACUUGUGCACCUUGGUUGUGAUGUAACCACGGUUAGUUCAGGUGAAGAGUGCUUACAAGCCAUAACCAAAGACAGCUAUAAGGUUGUUUUCAUAGACGUGUCUUUAUCUUCUGAUGCUUACAAUGUUGCAAGACUUGUCCAUGAGAAAUUACCAAAACGCCAUGAAAAGCCUCCCCCGCUUAUAGUCGGGCUCACUGGAAACACAGAUAAGGCGAUGAAGGAAAGUUUGUUGAGAGCUGGAAUGGAUGGACUUGUGCUUAAGCCUGUUUCGGUUGAGAAGAUGAGACUUGCAUUGUCUGAGCUUUUGGAGCAUAAUACAUGAAAACCAUAAAACCAUGAAUGGAGAUGGAGGAGGUUUGUACUACUUGUACAUAUUGCUACUUUUUUGGUACAUUAUAUUAUAUUAUGUGUGUGUGUGUGUGUUAAUGCUGUGAUAUGAUAUGAUUAGAAGAAGAUGGUAUUGAUACUGUUGUUUCAAGUGAGAGGUUUAACAUAUGCUACACAUUACAAGAUUUGUUGCAUAGAAUUGCUAUAAGAAACACUCGACUUUGCUUUUUCUUAACUUGUCUUUCUUUACAAUAUGUAAAACUCUUGGAAAAAACUUGAACGUUUGUAAUUAUUAUUUAUAUCAUUAUAUGUUAACUUCAUAUAAA